UGUGUAUAUACAUACCGAAUAUAUACUUGCGUGCGAUAAUUUUUAUUUUUAUACAUAAUUUGAAAUAUUAAUCAUAACAAGUAAUUAAAUAGUAAUAUAAUCGAAACUUCUACGCUUGUCCGAAACUCCAAUUUCUUUAAUCUAAGCUCUCAACAUACAUCAGCAGAAACGAUUAAAUAGAAUUUUUGCGUAAUGUUGCAAUAGCAAUGUCCUUAAAUGGAACCGAUAUACGGAGUAGGGUCAUAAUAAUUGAGAGUACUCGUGCGAUAUAAUCCUAGCACACAGUACCCAAGUAGUUUGUGGACGGUUACAGAAGCGACUACAAUAUAAUGGCUUGGUUGCAAGUUUUACUUUGUUAUGUUUUGUGCACUAUAAUAAUUGUUACUGCACAACACAGGAGCGAUUCUGAAUAUAAUGAUUUUGAUUUCUACGAAGAUUUAUCAGCGGAUUCGGGAGGUUCUGAUAAAAAAUACAGCAGCGCUGCUCAAGAAGAUUUUUAUAUCACAAAGGUUUUCGAUGAUAUUGGCAUGAUGGAAAAUUGGCAUGACACAAAUUAUCCCGAUUCGAAUCUCCCUGCUUUUGGGAAUAACGUUGAUUCCUUUAGGAAGAAGGAUUUGUUAAAAAACAAGCAAUUUGGUUGGUACAAAUUGCCCGAGAAAGUUUAUAGAUACACUAAACAUCGAAUUCCCGGAUAUGAUUACGAUGAAUUUGAUUAUACACGUUUCAAAUCUUUUCAUGAAUGCGAUGACAAAUCGAUUUGGACGCAUUGCCUUUGUCAAUUCACAUGUUUGAAGCGAGACGUAGUAGAUUGUUACACACCAUGCAAAAGCGGAUGCGAAUGCAAGGAAGAAUACGUUUUCGACGAGAAAACACAAAAAUGUCUAUUACCCGAGCAAUGUUCGUCGGAAGACAAUUACAAUUAUCAAAUGUAAUUAUAUAU
Molecule: messenger RNA, 940 nt
Organism: Cataglyphis hispanica
Lineage: Eukaryota; Metazoa; Arthropoda; Insecta; Hymenoptera; Formicidae
Exons: 2
Coding region: 330-932 (200 amino acids)
Source: RefSeq, a predicted model, not a curated record